Quercus lobata is the source of this 777-nucleotide messenger RNA. RefSeq lists its product as uncharacterized. Bases 1 to 777 code for a protein of 258 amino acids. NCBI's taxonomy places the organism in Eukaryota, Viridiplantae, Streptophyta, Magnoliopsida, Fagales, Fagaceae. The transcript has a single exon. Gene Ontology annotation, molecular function: nucleic acid binding. The record is from RefSeq and is a predicted model, not a curated record.
AUGAUUGUUGCCUUGAACCGAUUUAUCUCUCGGUUAGCAAAUAGAUGCAGACCUUUCUUCCUGUUGAUGAAUAAGUGGAAGGGAUUUGAGUGGACUGAGGAGUGUGUUUUGGCCUUCCAGUGGCUUAAGGAAUAUCUCUCUUGGCCGCCUAUUAUGUUUAAUCUUGAGGUGGAUGAGAUCCUGUUUGCUUAUAUUGCUGUGACCCCUCAUGCUGUAAGCUUGGUAUUGAUACGAGUUGAUAGUAGCACACAAAGGCAUGUUUAUUAUGUGAGCAAGUCACUACAUGAAGCCGAGGUCCAUUAUCUACCACCGGAGAAAGCCAUUUUGGCUGUGGUGCAUACCACACGUAAACUCCUCCGUUACUUCCAGGCACAUACAAUUGUUGUCUUAACUCAGCUUCCGCUCAGAAUUUUGCUUCGAAGUGCUGAUUACACAAGGAGGAUUGCUAAAUGGGGCAAAAUCCUAGGAGCUUUUGACGUCAAAUACAUGCCUCAUACCUCUGUCAAGGGUCAAGUCCUCGCAGAUCUGGUAGCUAAGUUUGCUGAAUCUCCAUUGCAAGUAGAAGAAGAGAAGCGAGGUAUGGAUGGAAAAUUGGUUGGCAUGAUCUCCCUACAAGAUCAUUUAUCCUGGAGAGUAUACGUUGAUUGUGUAGCAAAGUGGGCCGAAGCUAAACCCUUAGCGAAUAUUAGGGACGUAGAUGUAAAGAACUUUGUUUGGAAAAAUAUAGUCACUUGGAUUGGGGUCCCUCACACCCUCAUCUCGGAUAAUGGCCUGUAG